UCGUUGAAGUUCAAAGUCUCUUUCUUACUGUUGAGUUUAUUCCCAUAUCAUACUAUAUAAAUAAGAUAUACAGUUAACAGUCUUACAGUCAAGUCAUGCCGUUCAGCGAGCGACAUAACGCCGAUAAUUGUGAUAUUUUGCUCAGCCUAUCAACGGAGUAGGAAGAGAGCACCGUCCGUGUAGAUGAGGAAACCAGGAAGUGUCUUAGCAAUCUAAUCGUUGCUCUGAGCGAUGUCUGUUAUGAAACUACUGGGCGUCACUCUGGGAAAAGCUACCUUGAUCUUGACUGUCGCAUUUGUUGUCAUUGCAGUGGUUUUGAAUUACUUCGACGACCCUGAUCCGGUUAAAUACACCAGCAUGGCAGAGGACGUGAAGACUCUGGAGGAAAACUUCCGGCAGCAAAACAAAAGCUGUUUCGUCCUGGGUGCCUCUGGGGAAACAGGCAGGCUGUUGCUUCAGGAGCUGCUGGAGUGCAACAUCUUCUCCAAGAUUACUCUCAUCGGAAGGAGACUGCUCACCUUUGAGGACAAAGCAUAUGAAAACCUGGCUCAAGAGGUGGUGGACUUUGAGAAGCUUGAUGAUCAUGCUGCUGCCUUUCAGGGCCACGAUGUUGGCUACUGCUGCCUGGGAACAACCAGAGCCAAAGCAGGGGCUGAAGGAUUCGUCCGCGUUGAUCAUGACUACGUUCUAAAAUCAGCAGAGCUCGCCAAGUCAGGAGGCUGCACACAGUUCCACCUGGAGUCCUCCAGAGGAGCCGAUAAAAACAGCAACUUCCUCUACCUUCAAGUCAAGGGACAAGUGGAAGCAGAUAUUGAGGCUCUGGGUUUCGACAGAUAUGCCAUUUACAGACCAGGGGUUUUGUUGGUAGAUCGGCAGGAGAGUCGGCCUGGCGAGUGGAUGGCCAGGAAAUUCUUCAGUGCCUUGUCUGCUGUGGGUUCUACGUCCAUGUCCAUCCCAAUCCAAGUGGUGGCAAAAGCGAUGGUGUCAAACACUCUGCUUCAACCCGAGCAGAAGACCGAGAUCCUGGAAAACAAAGCCAUCGCCCAGCUGGGAAAGAGUGCAGGGAAGUAAGAGAGAGCAGGAAAUACACUGAGGUAAUUUCAGCAGCUAUAGAGACGACUACACACCAUCAUCAUCAUCUUACUCACUUUAAAACUGACAUUACUUUAUCUGUGAAUUUUGCAGAAAACCAAAUCCAUGAAAAGUGCUUCUUAUCGUGAGUCUGCUGGAUUCUCUAAGUUGUAUUUGGACUUAAUUUCUUUGGUCUUGAAUCAUAUGUAUGUUAUGAAUGUAAUGUUUUCAUCAGGGAACUAUUGCCAGGCUUGUUGAUGUUCACCAUUUGCGCUAUGAGGCAAUGGACUGAAUAACUGCCUUAAUGUUGUUUUUUUGAAGUUUAUUCUACACUAGAUAAAAUAUUAGAUGUUGUUAAACUAUUUUCAUUAAAUUAUUAUGAAUAUUUAACUGAGUGUGUUUGAUUUAGGAAAAGGUUUCCUUAAAUGGCUACUGUAUGAAUAUUAAUAAUCUCUGGUGUCUCUGUGCCAUAUGGUACAUCUUCAUAUUGCAUAUAUAUACACAAUAUCUAUGCUCUGCUACAUUACAGGUAAUAUACAGGAGGGUAUUUGUUCAUUUUAGAUUUAACAUCAGCUGUAACAUGCAGAUAUAAUGCCAUCAAUCAAAGAUAUGAAUUACUAUUUCUACAGUCAUUCCAGUAAUAGAACAAUUUUGAAUAAUCUUUAUUGAUCAUUAUGUUUUUUCGACAUGUCUCUAAAGCUACGUGGUGGGUUUACAACUUAAGUUACCAGUUUAAGGUCUUCUGUUAUACUGAUAUUGAUUUUGAUGAAUGAUGAUGAAUAUUAAUAUAUGUUUUCUUUUGUAUUUUAAUCGUCUGGUUCAUUUGUUUUCUUUUUUGUACGUAAAUCAUCUUGGAACCAAAUAAAACUAUGCAUGUC
Molecule: messenger RNA, 1949 nt
Organism: Chelmon rostratus (copperband butterflyfish)
Lineage: Eukaryota; Metazoa; Chordata; Actinopteri; Chaetodontiformes; Chaetodontidae
Gene: htatip2
Product: HIV-1 Tat interactive protein 2
Exons: 7
Coding region: 232-1071 (279 amino acids)
Biological process (GO): import into nucleus
Cellular component (GO): cytoplasm
Source: RefSeq, a predicted model, not a curated record